Xylaria bambusicola is the source of this 2784-nucleotide messenger RNA. RefSeq lists its product as uncharacterized. The record is from RefSeq and is a predicted model, not a curated record. The coding region runs from base 1 to 2784 and encodes 927 amino acids. Gene Ontology annotation, molecular function: microtubule binding. The transcript has 2 exons. NCBI's taxonomy places the organism in Eukaryota, Fungi, Ascomycota, Sordariomycetes, Xylariales, Xylariaceae.
AUGUCUGACCAACAUCUUUCCACACCCAUCGGCCCACGAGGCACUCUCCGGGCACGAGCACCCCCUCUGCGCAUCAAGUCGCCCUCGCCUUCUCGGCAACAACGCUUAUCCGAUGAUUUACUUUCGCAACUUGCGCCGGCGACGGCUUUUGAGGCACUCCAGUCUCCUUCAGGUCCCCUCAAAGCAUGCUUGGAUCGAGCAUCCAUCUCUGAGCAGUCAUUCGCAUUGAAAACUGCAAUUGCCUCUAAGACAAUUAAUAGCUGGCUCCAUGAGCUAUCCGAUUGGCCAUGGCCCUCGGCCGACACAUCAGCCGGCUUUGAGAUGCCUCUAUGGAAAAAAAGGAAGAUGUCUCGAGUGGAGACAUCUGAAGACAGCGCUGAUGCCGCUUCGUCCUCAGACGUGACUUACUUUGGCAGCCUUCUCGUUGAUGAUGUCGUUCACUACGAGGAACGAAUCGAACAAAUCCAGCAAGAUAUGGAGGGCUUGGACUUGGAAGAGAUUAAGAAUCAAGUCUUGCAUAAUCACAUUCUUCCACUGUCUCGACCAGGAACACCAUUUUCUGAUGCUGGUCGUUCUGUUGUUUCUGCCUUCUCCUUUUCCAAAAUGGAAGAUUUGACGGCCGUUGUCACUGCAAUUACAGUCCAAACCCUACCGGCUUUGUCCAAGUUGUCAAGGUUACUUCAUACCUGGAGUCUUCGACUAAUUGUUUUGCGGAAAGUUCCCUCAUUCCUUGUAAUGAUCACAGAUGCUGAAGUGGCUUUGCUAUCCGGAUGGAGUGCCAUUGAAUCUCUACCCAGCAGUUCCCCUGACUCUGAUACGAGGCCUGAAGGGCACGAUAUCUCAACGACAUAUCUCACACGGAAAGACUUUGACGUUAUGAAGAAUGUUUUGCAACAAAAAGUAACGAGACCGGGCCGCGACCUAGAUUUCAUGCUAGAUACCCUUGAAGGAAUGGUGGAUACACUACCAGGAGAAUGGCUAGAUCGCAUGGAAUCCCUUGAACGAGACUACGCGGUAUGGGUCACUACAGCAGAGGGGAAAAACACCACACAUCAGUCUAGUGUGGACUCUGUGGUAAAGACAGAUUAUCCGACACCGGGAUACCCCAUCAAUUCGGAGGCAGUAGUGUCAAGGAAAUCGAAGAAUCCAAAAUCGUCUAAUGAUCCGUCCAGCAUAUUGCUUACCAAGCCAACUCACCAGCGACUAAAUUCAACCUUUGAUGGCUCGGAAGAUGUCAAAGACGCCAUCCAAGACCCUUCUCAAACUCUCAUCUUGUCAGAAGUAAAUCAGAAUAUAGUCCGUCAAUCUGCUAAUCGCUUAUCAAAAGCCGAAGUGUCAUUGAAACCAGCUUUUGAAGACGAUUUCGAACCCUCGAUCCUGGAAUCGGUAAAUGAGGAAGAUGAGGAACCUGAGCUGCCCCCCACAUAUACUCAGGUACGGAAAUGCAGCAGCCAGUCUGAUGCUUCGACUAUGCUUCAUGGUUCGUCGAGUUACUCCCCGGGUUCUUAUGAUCAUGGGGUUUUCCGUGAAACGUCCAUCGAGCCGGAGCUGCCUCAUCUGCCGGACCCUGACGAACCAUUUUCAAGUGAUGCAAUAAGCCCACCUAGCUCACCACCGUUAAGGUACAAGCCAAGAUCGACCUCAGUUACUUUCAAAGAUAUCCCUGAAAUAGCCCCAUUGCCUGAAGUAGAUGUCUCACCACCUCGCACCCCGCUUGGACCUCCAGAAGUUUUUGAUCCAGAUGCAUCUUUUGAAUGGGAGAGCCAACUCGGUAGCCCAAGUCGCAUGAGCACGAUCAGUGCAACCAGUGACGAUGAUCAUUUGCAGAAACAACUCAGGGAACUACUUGAGACAAUACCUGCAAAGAUUGAGUUAAAGAGGCGUGGCAUCAAUCUGAAUCCUCCUGAUCUUCAGUUGCCUUCGCGGCCGAAACCCCGCCACUCUGAUUCAUCACGUCGCCCAACAUCAGCCCUAUCCUCGCGAGCGGACUCUCGAGUGGGCACUCCAUCGUACUCCCGAAGUGGAACACCCUCUUUCAUGCUAGCUCCUGUCCGAGACGCCCGUCCAAGAUCUACGAGUAGUCAAGGGAUACGUCUCUACCAUCUCUCUCGAUCGGGUGAGAUGCCUAUCAAACUGUUCAUUCGUUGUGUCGGUGAGCAAAAUGAGCGAGUCAUGGUACGUGUAGGCGGCGGGUGGUCUGAUCUCGGCGAGUAUCUACGGGAUUAUGCCAUCCACCACGGUUCCCGAUCGAAAGGGGAGGGAAAAGUUGAGGUUACCGAUGCUGUUCCCGUAACAAGCAAGCGCGUAGGGUCAAGCCCUAGUAGCCGUCCUAGUUCAGCACUCGACUCUCCAAUGACACCUCUCACCGUUCGGAAGACUAGAAAGAAUCCUAGCGAGGAAGGUGCGCCGAAGGCUCCCAGAACCCCAUUAGCGGAAGCUACUGCUUUGCGGGAAAAUGCAAACACGCCUGCAUCUGAGGCAUCUGUGCGGUCACGGGCCUCUUCAAACAUCGACUGGGACGAAGAGGACAGCUCUCUAGGGUUAGCCGGCCCCAAAGCAGCCAAGCGUAGGGAAAUUAGUGACGAGAGUCGUGCUUGGAUUGAGAGUGUAAAACAUAAGGUCCGCUUAGCUAGUGGCGAGCGACUUGCUGCCUCGGCUUCUUCUGAGCAUCUGAGGUCCUUACAGCCAUCACAAAUGCGAGGUCAGCAGAAAAAGAUACCUGACGACAGGUUUGGCGAGUUGGGAAAAGUGGGUAGUACUAAACGGUUGUUCAGAAAAAACUAG